ACUCACAGCAACUCAUCCUUAGCUACCUGCACCUCUUCUGCAUCUGUGAAAAGCGUUCAACAUGGCCGACGACCAGGGAGAUAUUUCGGCUAUUGUGUGCGACAAUGGAUCCGGUAUGGUGAAGGCCGGAUUUGCCGGAGAUGAUGCGCCGCGUGCUGUAUUUCCCAGCAUUGUUGGUCGUCCUCGCCAUCAGGGUGUGAUGGUAGGGAUGGGUCAGAAGGAUGCUUACGUCGGUGACGAAGCGCAGUCUAAGCGUGGAAUUUUGACGCUGAAAUAUCCCAUUGAUCACGGUAUUGUGACUAACUGGGACGACAUGGAAAAGAUUUGGCACCACACUUUCUACAAUGAGCUUCGUGUCGCUCCAGAGGAGCAUCCGGUGCUCUUGACUGAAGCUCCCUUGAAUCCGAAAGCAAAUCGCGAGAAGAUGACGCAGAUUAUGUUCGAGACUUUCAACGUGCCGGCAAUGUAUGUCGCCAUUCAGGCUGUGCUCUCUCUGUACGCCAGCGGUCGUACCACGGGUAUUGUUCUUGACUCUGGUGAUGGUGUGUCCCACACCGUCCCCAUCUACGAGGGUUACGCUCUGCCGCAUGCUAUUCUCCGUUUGGAUCUUGCUGGUCGCGAUUUGACCGACUACCUGGUUACGAUCCUGACUGAGAGGGGUUACUCCUUCACCACAUCUGCUGAGCGGGAGAUUGUGAGGGAUAUCAAGGAGAAGCUCGCAUACGUUGCCAUUGAUUUCGAGCAGGAGUUGCAGACGUCGCAGAGCUCAUCUUCUCUAGAGAAGAGCUACGAGCUUCCUGAUGGCCAGAUGAUUACCGUUGGUUCUGAGCGGUUCAGAUGCCCAGAAGUGCUGUUCAACCCCUCGCUGGUGGGCAAGGAAGCGUCGGGUAUUCACGAGACGUGCUACAACUGCAUCAUGAAGUGUGACGUCGACAUCAGGAAGGAUUUGUAUGGCAACAUUGUGCUCAGCGGUGGUACCACUAUGUUCCCUGGAAUUGCUGAUCGUAUGACGAAGGAGAUCACCCAGCUCGCUCCCAGCACCAUGAAGAUCAAGGUUGUUGCUCCGCCUGAGCGGAAGUACAGUGUCUGGAUUGGUGGAUCCAUUCUCGCGUCUCUGAGCACCUUCCAGCAGAUGUGGAUUGCCAAGAGCGAGUAUGAUGAGGCAGGCCCAAGCAUUGUCCACAGGAAGUGCUUCUAGUUUCCUGGGGCCCUGCUUAUGUUUUUAAUGUCCAGUUGCACCUCUGGAUGAGGUGGCCUAGUGUGGUGGUGACUACUUGCUUGCCUGUUCUGUCUAGUACUAUCUGGGAUUUCGAGCGUCAUUCACGAUCAACACAUUUUGCAUUUAUUCCUGAGUUCUGAUAAAACUUCAAAAAUUGGUUUCCAACACUUUCUUGAUGAAGUCAUGAAUAGCAGCCAAAACUUUGUUUGGACAUUCUUCUUGAGGGACAUGGCCACAAUCUU
Messenger RNA from Closterium sp. NIES-67, 1461 nucleotides. The record is from the annotation of a GenBank genome assembly. Lineage: Eukaryota; Viridiplantae; Streptophyta; Zygnematophyceae; Desmidiales; Closteriaceae.